AUGACAUCGACUUCAGAUCCCGGAUGUGACAACCACAUAACGGCGCUCGCGCCCGAGCUUUGGACUGAAAUCUUCGAGGCUGCCGCCUACGUCCCUGGAGCGCUGCAGUCCGAGUCGUAUGACCCUUUUGGGCGCGUCAUCCCUCUACCGCAGGACGAAGAAGUCGCUGCUGUAAAGCAAGCCAAUAGCACGGCGCAGUCCUUGACACUCGUAUGCAGGCGUUGGCGGGAACUCGCCUCACCGAUCCUGUAUAGGAUUGUUGUAGCAGAGGGCACUGAGGGGCUUCAACGCCUCCACAGGACCCUGGUGUCCGACUUCCAGACAUCUGACGUCGGCCCGUCCCUCCGAGCAAGUGUCCGCAGAUUCAUCUGUGUUCUGGCUACGCCAGGGGACCCCCAACCACCCGACUUGAAGCUACUCGCAGAGCUAAUCAAUGCAAUGCCUGCCCUCGUCAUAUUCAACUUAUGGUCGGACAACAAGUACAGCAUACUACUCUCUUCGAAAGAUGUGCUGUCGGCCACGGCAUCACGAGGGGAGACCCUCCGCGUCCUUCAUUGGACACCUGGCUGUGAAGAUGCUGCUGAUGUAGGGGAGUGGAGGCAAAUGUUAUCGUCCCUGCCCAACCUCAGAAUCCUUAGGCAUGACUGGGGUCCUUAUUUACCCGAACAGAUAUCCUUUCCUCCUUUGCGACUUCCACACUUGACAUGCUCGUCCUGGGGCGACAUUCAGUCUGCAGGCCGUCUGACACCGGAAGAUGAAUUGCCGGCACUACGAACCCUAGAAUUUCGGACCCACUUGCCCAACGUCCCUUCUAGUAUAUGUGAUAAUAUCACUUCACUAUUGGUGCCGGCACUGGAGAUCGAUGUUAGGAUGCAUGUCAAGGAGCUACUUCGCAAAUUACCCAACCUCGUCCACCUCGUGAUGUGGUCACCAGACUGGAGCUUUCUCCCCCGUGCGCUCUCCCUCCCGAUGAUACAGAAAUUGGGCCUUAGCGCGUGGAGAACAGAGCGAAGCAGUGACAGGGAGUACGAGGAUCUCUUUGAGACACUGUUUUCCAUCAGUGCACCAGAGCUGCGAGUGGUGCGCCUCAUUGGUUGGAAGGAAUGGUCAACUCUUCCGCUUGUGGCCCCUCAAACGGUGUCUCGGUUUCAAGAGUUGGCACGGUCCCGUACUUUCAGGGUAGAAGAUACGGACGGCAGGCUUUUGUCCGACCUAUUGGGCCUCAAGUAG
Gloeophyllum trabeum ATCC 11539 is the source of this 1230-nucleotide messenger RNA. RefSeq lists its product as uncharacterized. Lineage: Eukaryota; Fungi; Basidiomycota; Agaricomycetes; Gloeophyllales; Gloeophyllaceae. The record is from RefSeq and is a predicted model, not a curated record. The coding region runs from base 1 to 1230 and encodes 409 amino acids. The transcript has a single exon.